CUUAAUUUAACACUCAUUGACUUUUGUUAGAGAAAGAUGAGCGCACCUGGUUCCUCUAGAUCCCUUCCGUUCAAAUCGAAGAAACGUCUCUUCGAUUCUCCAUCCUCAAAACCGCAAACCGGAAACCCCGAUUCGUCUCCUUCUCUACCUUUCCCCACGCCGGAGAAGCCUCCGGAGCGUACCCGCACACGAUCCAGUAACCGAUCUGUUGCCCUUCAAGGUCUCCCCCAGGCCGCUGGAUCUCAUCGCAGAUCUGAAGAUCCGAUUGGUAACGUUUCGUCCGCCAGGAGUCAGCUCGUGUUCUCACCGUCUUCUUCCUCCUCCUCCAAACGAGUAUCCACUAACAAGAUCGACGAGAAUGAGAAGCUACCGGAGAAGUACGAAACUCUGGGGAAGUUCUUCGAUGCGUUAGACAGUUCGAUCGUGCUAUCGAAACUACGAGGCUCUAAGCCGACUUUCUCCAACGUUUCCGGGAAAAUCGAGCAUUUGACGGAAAGGAGGUUUUGUUACAGUCACUUGGCUCAAAUCAAGCAUAUAUUCCCAGAGGCAAUCGAGAUCAAGAGACUGUUGAUACAAGACGAAACAACUUGCUGCAUGAAACCAGACCUUCAUGUUACACUCAACCCCGAUGCAGUUGAAGACAAUAAUGAUAAUAAAAGCAAGAAGAUCUCACUCCGGAAAGCGUUCAGGACAAGACUGGCAGACUUUGUCAAAGCUCAUCCUCAUGGUGAUGAAGUUCCCGAGGAACCGCUUCCAGAGCUUUUCAGUAGAAGGAAACUAAAUGAGAAGGCCAAGAGUGUUGGUUCAGUCAUGGAAGAGAUGGCUUCUAUUCCUGCAGCUAAAUUGAUCUCAUCUUUCAUGAGAUUCCCAUCAACACCUGUCGAAGCAGCUCCAAGCUCUGCGAGCAUUGCACCAACUGCAAGUCCUGCUUUGUCUAAGAUUAACUUGGCCUCAACCCCAGUGAAAGCUGUGUCAACUACUCCGGCUAGUGUACUUUCAACGCCGGCUAAGAUUGACUCGGCGCCGGUUAUUUUUGCUUCGACCCCACCUGAGUUUGCUUCGACUCCUGUCCGGCUGUUCAGUGCAUCGCUUGCUGCAGCUCGUGUUCGGAAAAGAAGUAGCGAUGAUACAGAUCUAGAUGAUGUUACUACUGAUCAACCAUUUAAGCUCGCAAGGCGUUCCUCACUGAGCUCAUCAAGGUCGCUGAACUUUGAUUCUUAUGUAGAGGAUGUGACUGAUGUUGAUGAAGAAGACAUUGAUCAAGUAGUGGUGGAAGAUGAACCCAGCGAUGAUGAAAUUCUCAGUAUACUUCCUGAUAAUCUUCGAGAGGCGAUUAAAGAACAAGAGAGGAAAGCUAUUGAAGAUUCAAAUCCAGCAAUCUCAGAGGCAAAGAGAAGGCGGAAGAUGAUGGCUUGUCUGCCUAAACUUUUCAACGUUAUCCAUUACUUGAUCCAAUCAAUAAGGCGUUGGGUGAUCACGAAAGAAGAGCUUGUGCACAAGAUAAUCGCCGGUCAUUCUGAUAUCAUCGACAGAAGAGAGGUAGAAGAGCAGCUUAUGUUAAUGCAAGAGCUAGUCCCGGAAUGGAUCUCUGAGAAAAGAUCAUCAUGUGGAGAUCAACUAGUAUGCAUAAACAAAUUGGCAUCUCCUGAAACUAUCCGGUCGAGUCUAGAAGAAGAAAACAAGAAAGCUAUGGCUACACCACUUUCUUAAAAGUGUGGUUUCAUUGACUGCGUUUUGGCGACAUGAGAAGGCGUGUAGAGAUUUAGGUAGAUUAUGAUUAUUUUUUUUGACUAGGACCUGCCGGUUAGAUUAUGAAAAUUUUAGUGUGGAAAUGUAGUUAAUUAGUAAAUAAAUAAAUUACUUUUAUUUUCUCUAAA
Raphanus sativus (radish) is the source of this 1877-nucleotide messenger RNA. Its product is annotated as CDT1-like protein a, chloroplastic. Gene Ontology annotation, biological process: mitotic cell cycle; DNA replication checkpoint signaling; DNA replication preinitiation complex assembly. Gene Ontology annotation, cellular component: nucleus. The transcript has 7 exons. Gene Ontology annotation, molecular function: DNA polymerase binding; DNA binding. The record is from RefSeq and is a predicted model, not a curated record. NCBI's taxonomy places the organism in Eukaryota, Viridiplantae, Streptophyta, Magnoliopsida, Brassicales, Brassicaceae. The coding region runs from base 37 to 1710 and encodes 557 amino acids.